AAAAAAAAAAAAAGACGAAAGAGUCAUACUGUUUGAGUGAGGGGUACCUAGUUGACACCAUAAGAACCGAAAAAGGACUUUUGGGGGGAGAGACGGAUAGUCGACGGAGUGGAGCUUUGCAUAUCCCCGAUGUGUAAACAACCCUCGGAGUUCGGCGCUAGAGUUACCCGUUAUCCGGCCGCUCCCCCUCUUAGAGGGGCUCGGGACCGAAUUCGCCAGUUAAGGUUAGGUGGGUAGGUAGCCACCACGAAUCCGCCCCGACGAUCGCUGGCAUGCAAAUCUCAUCUAGGCCAUGCGUGCAUACCUUUUAAUUUAUCUUUUUUCGGCCCGCACGGCCCCGUCUGACAUGACGGCUUGUUUUUUUAAUCUAUUGUUUUUUUCUUCUUCUUUGUCGUUUGAUAAUAGGGAGGCGCCUCUUCCUCCUUUUCAGCGUUCGCGGGCAUGGAACAAAUCUGAACUAUGCCCUGCCGUCGUCGUCGUCGCUUCUCGUCAGACAGGCAGCAAGCAGGCGGGAAUAGGGCCAGACACGCGAAUGAAUCGGUGGACGGGGGGAAGAGGCGCCGCUCACCCGACCAUCCAAUCUUGUCUUUCGCGGAGCAUGAGACCGGCCCUGCCUGCAUGCGAGUUAGCCAUAGCCGUGCUAGGAGAGAUGCGGAAUCGAGGUGCUGGGCCCGACGCGCGCCAUUGUGAUUGGUCCAGCCCGGAACAUGCAGGGAGGGCGGGAGCCAAGAUUGGAGGCGGCUCUUUCUAGCGUAGGAACGGGAACCUGGGCCGAAAAAAAAAGAAGAGCAGGCGGAACAUCUACGUCGUUGACUUUUGUUUCGAGGCCGAAUGGCGUACUAGGGGUGUCUGGGAAAGGGGGGGGAGGCUUGUGUUCGUUUUUCUCGUUUCGACUAGGCGCGCCCAUUACUUCCAAAGGGGGGAUGAUAGGACUGAAGCGAUCAAGAUGAGAGAUAUAACAUAUAGACGCGACAUCCUUCUUGGCAUACCGUUUGCCUGCUUGCUUCUCAUCGCCAUUACUCCUUCUUCUUUUCUCGUUUCAUAACAAAAAGGUCAAGUUUUGAACUGAACUGCUCCCCCCCGCCCC
Colletotrichum navitas is the source of this 1087-nucleotide messenger RNA. RefSeq lists its product as uncharacterized. The transcript has a single exon. Lineage: Eukaryota; Fungi; Ascomycota; Sordariomycetes; Glomerellales; Glomerellaceae. Bases 293 to 751 code for a protein of 152 amino acids. The record is from RefSeq and is a predicted model, not a curated record.